AUGGAGCAGAUUAUCCUCUUGUGCCUGGUUUCCACCUUUCUAUCGGCUGCACAUGCUCAGAAAUAUUUGUUCAGCCCAAAACAGGGUCCCAUUGGCUAUAAAGAACGGGAUGAGUAUGAUGGGACAGCAAUGGAUGAAAUCAUUAAAGCUAAUGAGUUCCAAGCUUCCAGAGUUGUAGACCGCUCUACCAGUUUCAGAGAGGGAGACAUUGCUGUUUCUUCUGGAAAACGCUCCAAAGUCUGCUUUGCUCGUAGCUGCCUCUGGUCUAAGUCAGUGGAUGGACACGUCUAUGUUGCUUAUAAGCUCUCACCUGAUUACUCUGAAAUGGAGAUAAAGCUCAUAAAGAAAGGGAUGGAGGGUGUACAGAAAGGUACUUGUGUGCGGUUUGUUCCUUGGACUCACCAACGAGACUACGUCGACAUCCAGCCAAAGUCCGGCUGUUGGUCCUUCCUCGGUGCGCGUGGUGGAAGACAGACCGUGUCUCUUCAGAGCCCCGGCUGCCUCAAUGUCGGAGUGAUCUCCCAUGAAUUCAUGCACGCUCUGGGCUUUGUGCACGAGCAAUCUCGCUUUGACCGGGACAACUAUGUCACCAUCAUGUGGCCAAACAUUUGGAGGGAUCGGGUGAGGAACUUUGAGAAAUUCAAGACUGACAACAUGGACCUACCGUAUGACUACAGCUCAAUUAUGCACUUUGGGAUGUAUGCCUACUCUCAGGACGGGGAGCCAACCAUCAUUCCAAAGAACAGCAAGAACAUCAAGGACAUAAAGCUCGGCCAGGCGUCAACUCUCAGCCGUAUUGACAGGAUGAAAAUCAACAAGCUUUACAAAUGUGGUGUCACGGAUGACUAA
Messenger RNA from Anoplopoma fimbria (sablefish), 849 nucleotides. It is a transcript of the gene hce2l2, whose product is annotated as hatching enzyme 1.2. Lineage: Eukaryota; Metazoa; Chordata; Actinopteri; Perciformes; Anoplopomatidae. Bases 1 to 849 code for a protein of 282 amino acids. The transcript has 9 exons. Gene Ontology annotation, biological process: proteolysis. The record is from RefSeq and is a predicted model, not a curated record. Gene Ontology annotation, molecular function: metalloendopeptidase activity; zinc ion binding.